UUAAGUUUGCUUUGCAUCUCCCCCUUCUCCAUCUUUUCCUCCGCUUCCCUCGUUUCCCAACUCGCCCAAUUAAAUGCCAUGACUUCUUCCGCCUCCUCCUCCCAUUCCUCCUCUUCUUCCUCUUUCUCCAUCGUUCUCCUCGGUCUAUCGCCACCCUCGCUUCAUGUGGUCUCCAUGGAGAAAGCUCCGCCUCCCUCGUCGCGGAGCCGCCUCCCCCACGCCCCCGCCCCCGCUGCUGCCGCCGCCCCCUUCCUCCUUCUUGCGCUCCUCCUCCUCCUUCAAGGACGUCCGCUCCCUCCUCGGCGAUGACGACACCGACGACCCAUCCACGACACCCUACUGGGCGUCUCUGUCCCCAUCCCCGUCACCAUCCCCAUCACCGUCUCCGAUGCUAUCGCCGGCGCCGGUAUUUCACCGCGUGCGGUCUGCCUCCUCCGCCUUCCGCACGUGGUGCACCCCGCCGGAGGACCUCUUCGGCCUGCCCCCCGGCGAGGAGAAGCGGAUCGUCCUCUACUACACCUCCCUCCGCGUCGUCCGCCAGACCUUCGACGACUGCGCCGACGUCCGGACCAUCCUCCGCGGGCUCCGCGUCGCCGUCGACGAGCGCGACGUCUCCCUCGACGCCGCGUUCAUGCGGGAGCUAAAGGGCAUCCUCGGCGGCCGCCGCAAGCCGCUCGGCCUCCCUCAGGUGUUCAUCGGGGGGCGCCACUUCGGCGGGGCCGAGGAGAUCCGGCGGCUUUACGAGACCGGGGAGCUGAAGCGGUAUGUGGAGGGGGCGGCGCCGGCGGUCGUAGGGGUAUGCGAGGGCUGCGGCGACUUCCGCUUCGUACUCUGUCGGAGCUGCAGCGGAUCCCGCCGGUGCUACUCCGAGAAGGGCGGCAGGGGAUUCCGGACAUGCACCGCCUGCAACGAGAACGGCCUCGUGAGGUGCCCACUCUGCUGCGCCCAUACCGCCGUCUGAUCACGAUCGGAGGGUCCAGAAGAAGAGGGCUUGGUUCUUUACCAUGCAAUCGUUAGUAUA
Molecule: messenger RNA, 1021 nt
Organism: Musa acuminata AAA Group (dessert banana)
Lineage: Eukaryota; Viridiplantae; Streptophyta; Magnoliopsida; Zingiberales; Musaceae
Exons: 1
Coding region: 164-961 (265 amino acids)
Source: RefSeq, a predicted model, not a curated record